UUUGUAAUUUUUGUUAUUAUAUUUUUAAAAAACAUGUUUAGAAGUUAAAUUUUCUUACUAGAAAUUUCUCAGGAAAUUGUAUUUCCAAUACAUAUUUUCAAGACUGUUUUAAAUUUAAUAUUUUAAAUGAAUUCCAAAAAAUUCGAUGUAAUAAUAUAUGGGGCCAGCGGUUUUGUAGGAAAAUGUGCUGUCUUACAGGCAUUGGAGGUAUUGAAAGACUAUAACUGGGCCAUAGCAGGAAGAUCAGAGCAUAAAUUACAAAUGGUAUUAAAAGAAAUUUCAGAUAAAACUGGCAAGAAUCUAACAAAUAUACCAAUAUUACUAGCAAAUGCCCAUGAUUUGGAGAAACUGGAACUAUUAGCAGCCAAAUGUAAUGUUCUAGUAAAUUGUUGUGGACCUUAUCAAUUAUUAGCGGAAAAUAUUUUAACCAGUUGCAUCAUGCAACGUACCCAUUAUGUGGAUAUGUGCAAUGAUCCUUAUUUAAUGAAUUAA
Molecule: messenger RNA, 492 nt
Organism: Lucilia sericata (common green bottle fly)
Lineage: Eukaryota; Metazoa; Arthropoda; Insecta; Diptera; Calliphoridae
Product: lipid droplet localized protein-like
Exons: 3
Coding region: 127-492 (121 amino acids)
Biological process (GO): glycolipid biosynthetic process
Cellular component (GO): lipid droplet; mitochondrion; plasma membrane
Source: RefSeq, a predicted model, not a curated record